AUGGAACUUGCUUCUCGAAGUGAACGUCAACAGCUCGCUGCUCUUGUGGAGCAAUGGAAUGAAAAUCGGCUAGAUCUGUUCCAUCUCAGUUACCCCACAGAGGAUCUCGAAAUCGAAGGGGUCAUGCGGUUCUACUUCCAAGAUGGUGGCGAGCGCGUGCUCACCAAAUGUGUACGAGUAUCCAGCACGGCUACUACCCGUGCCGUAGUUGAAGCAUUAGCAGAAAAAUUCCUCCCCGAUUUGAAAAUGCUCUCAGAUGAUACGUAUAGUUUGUGGGAAGUUCAUGAAAGUGGUGGUGAACGCCGAUUGGAUGAUGAAGAAAAGCCCUUGCUCGUACAACUUACAUGGCAUCGGGACGAUAGAGAAGGGAGGUUCCUAUUGCGUAAAAAUCGCCAGGGCUCGACUCCACUUUCGGUACCCUUUUCUUUUUCCCUGUUUAUAAAUAGUUUUACACUGUUCAGACAAUACAACUCCCCAGUGAUGAGGAUAUCAAAAGGAAUACGAAACGAUUCUCGAAAAGAG
Molecule: messenger RNA, 522 nt
Organism: Strongylus vulgaris
Lineage: Eukaryota; Metazoa; Nematoda; Chromadorea; Rhabditida; Strongylidae
Source: the annotation of a GenBank genome assembly